Messenger RNA from Struthio camelus australis, 853 nucleotides. NCBI's taxonomy places the organism in Eukaryota, Metazoa, Chordata, Aves, Struthioniformes, Struthionidae. The record is from RefSeq and is a predicted model, not a curated record.
AUGGCAGAUUUGCGGGCCAAAGAAAUAGAAAAAUCUGCAGAAGCUAGUAAACAGCAGAUCUUGAGAACAGGGUUUCCUCUUACAAGACCUGACCUUUGCAAGAAAUGGGAAGCAGCUGUUAAAAGGAAAAACUUCAAGCCAACCAAGUAUAGCAGUAUUUGUUCAGAACACUUUACUCCCGAUUGCUUUAAAAGAGAAUGCAACAACAAGCUUCUGAAAGAAAAUGCUGUGCCCACAAUAUUUUGUUAUACUGAACCCAGUGAAAAGCCUGAAAAAUUUGGAGAACAACCAGAAGAUCCACUACCACCUCCUCCGCCGCCGCCACCGCCGCCGCCGCCUCCACCACCAGCAGCAGCAGCUCCUGUACUACCGCCAUCUCCAUCAACUCCUUCCUUUCAUUUGUCUCAAAUAGAUGCAAGAUUUGUAGAUCCAAGUAUUGGAUUAUUGAUGCCUCCUCUCCAGACGCCUAGCAAUCUUGCUGUUUUUUGUGAUCACAACUAUACCGUAGAGGAUACGGUUCAUCAGCGAAAAAGAAUUCAGCAGCUGGAGGAACAAGUUGAAAAACUACGGAAGAAGCUCAAGACAGCGCAACAGCGAUGCCGGCGUCAGGAAAGACAAAUUGAAAAACUGCGAGAGAUUGUUCAGUUUCAGAAAGAAAAAGACAUAUUGGCAGGCAAAGGCUAUGUUAUUCUGCCCAAUGACUAUUUUGAAGUUGUGGAAGUACCUGCCUAAAAAUCAUGAAAAUCUGCUUUCACUUUGCUAGGCCAAGAAGUUCAGCUUCAAAACUAAAUGCUUUCUAAUUCUGUGUGUAAGACUCCUCAGAAUUCUAAGUCAAUAAAGAAGAUGUCAUACA